ACUAUACUAUCUGUCUGACUUUGUUUUGAUCGUUUCUAACAGUAUAUAGCAUCUUCCAUAACCGUAACAACCUUAUUCGCGUUGUUACUCCGGUCAACGUCACAAUCACAAUCACAAUGACUUUAUUUUGCCUCAUCAACAUUGUCAUUUUUCUACUACCUGGAAAUGUGAGGAUGUGCCCGGAUCCUUGUAAGUGUUAUGACGAGCUCGAUCAUUCAUCAGUUUUAUGUGACCACCAAUCAUUGACCAAAAUACCCGAGGACAUACCUAUCAACGCGUCGACUGUGCAAGUCAGCCACAACGCCAUUGCUGAACUCCCCGUAAACGCUUUUAAAAACCUGACCAGACUACGGAAGUUAUAUCUCGACUACAAUCUUCUAGAUAACUGGCCUCCACAAGUCUUCAACAACAUACCUUUAAGAUACCUUAGUAUCAACUAUAACAACAUCAGUCUUCUUAAUAGCGAAAUGUUUUCUCAAUUGAUAAACCUGACUUUUCUGUCUAUGACCAAUAAUUACAUAGUAGACCUUGAAAGUGGAGUGUUUGAGAGUCUCAUGUCAUUGGAAGACCUGAAGCUAGACAACAACAAUAUAGAAAAAAUUCCUAAUGGGGCUUUUUCCGGUCUUGUCAAUCUACGGUCACUAUAUUUGGACUUCAACAACAUUCACAUCAUCUCGGCUGGAGCCUUCAGUGUGAUGACAAACUUAGAGAGACUUUACCUUACCAAAAACAAGUUGCGUACAUUACAUGAGACAACUUUCGACAAUCUGAUGUUGUUGAACACUUUGUCCCUAAAUUUGAACUCCAUCACUGAACUACCAGGACAGAUAUUUUCUACAUGUGUACAGCUGGAGAACUUGUUUCUGGAUAGCAACAACCUAACAACUCUUCCUCCUAACAUCUUCACCAAACUUGCCAACCUUGACUUCGUCACUUUGGGCUCCAACCCAUGGUUGUGUGACUGUCGGUUACAGCAGGGUCUAGUCCGGUGGAUCCGGAAUUCUUCACUUGCUGACAGAGUCAUGGGACGUCCUACCUGCAGUUCGCCUCCUCAGACGCUAGGGCUGUCGUUACGGGACGCGUGGAGUAGCCUUUCUUGUCAACACGGAACCUGCUACAAUGGCACCUGUCUGUGCGACCGCAUCUGGGCCGGUAUUUACUGUCAGGAUGUUUCUUUAGAUCAACUGAACACCCCUGUCUCAGAACAAGAUCCCGCAUCCAUCGCAGUAUCUGUAGCCGUCUCUAGUGCCAGUAUCGCCGUGGUGCUGAUCCUGACAGCCGGCGCCGGCUUCAUCUUCUACCGCCGGUGGAGGAAGAGGAAAGAUGACGAUGACGAAACGAUAUACAUCGACGACUUCUUGCCGUUUGAUAGAGAAAUUCACUGGAGAAGGAUGCAGGAGCCCCCGCCGGUACCUCCCCGCCCACAGUUCCCGGGGUUGGAGGUGGACCCCGGCCGGCUCACCCUGGGGCAGAGGAUCGGCAGUGGAGCAUUCGGCGUCGUCUACGCUGCAGUCAUGACGCGGGAUGGCAACACAAGGGACGUCGUCGUCAAAACUCUCAAAGACAGCGCCAGUGAGGAAGAAAAGUUGAGUUUCCUGGAAGAAAUCCGCUCAGUUGUCGAUCUGGGUGCGCACGACAACCUGCUGGGUCUGGUCGGCUGCAGCACGCUGGUGCGAGACCAUCUUUAUCUCAUCACGGAGUUCAUGCCGUACGGAGACCUGAAGAACUUCUUGCUAAAAUGCCGAGAGGAAGAGAUGUCCGACAGUCCUCCAGAUGGCAUUUACGAUUUCCAAACACUACAGAUGUAUCAGGUGGCCAGACAGAUCGCAAGAGGCAUGGACCACAUCGCCCGGUCCCGUUACGUCCACGGAGACCUCGCCGCCCGGAACGUCCUAGUCGGGGAACACCUGAAGGUGAAGAUUUCCGACUUUGGACUGGCAGAAGACAUCUACAGCCGAGGUUACCGUCGGCAGGACCGACUCAAGAAGGUACCGUGGAAGUGGAUGGCUCCGGAGCGCCUACAGGAUGGGACCGUCUACACCGCACAGAGCGACGUGUGGUCGUUCGGGAUAGUGCUGUACGAGAUAAGUACGCUAGGGGGCGACCCUUACCCUGACGUACCACCAGCCGAGCUCAAAGAUCGUCUACAGGCUGGGCACAGAAUGGCCAAACCUGAGCGCUGUCCACCAGCCAUGUAUGGCGUGAUGACGCAAUGCUGGAGUUGGCGGCCCAAUGAGAGGCCGACCUUCCGCCAACUGGAGCUCUCAUUGGACAAACAACUCUCCUUCUACGGACCUGACUACGCCAGGGUAACACCAAGUUCAUCCGCGGCAACAACAUCCAGGGCACCGCAAAACUAGCCUCCUUGGAUAGCGUAAGAUAUCUUACCAAGAGAUAAUAGAGUCCACUAUGGUAUAAACAAUCAAUUGUGUUGUUAUAUAUUUACCAUCAAUAGUUAGAGAUGAAAUUUAACAAUAUAUCCAAUGUGUUGGGAGGGUAUCACAUUGUUCAGUCGAUUCAAUUGUAUUGGAAAAUUCAUUUGGUUAAAAUUUAUUUGCAAAAUUCAGCUUAAUUUGAGAUACAUUUAUGUCAAAAUGAUAAUGUGCUGUCUAAUCUCUAUAUAUUUGUUUACAUUUAUGAUUUUCAAGAAAAUGAAAGUUCAUUGAAGUAAGAUGCACAUUUGCACUUGUGCUUGUACAAUACAUAUUAGAAUGCGAUGUUAAAAGUACCAGUAGCUGAUGUAUUUUAGUCUAACAUGACUAAAAUGUAUUCAUUUCAUCACAUUGAUUGAAACGUAAAGUAAAAAGAAAGACGUAGAACCCCUACUUUCCGAUCCUAAUUUUUUUCAGGACCAGAAACGGAAAUUGUCGAUCAUUUUUUACCUAGGCCUUAGCUAGUGUGUUCUAUAGCUAUAUUUCUGUGCCAUUCUUUAUAAUGAAGUACGCACAAGCUUAUUUGGUAAUCCUAACGAAGGUAAUCUUGAAUGUCAGCCCCUGUGUCCAGAACACGAAAUAAAGAUUCAUUUUAUCAAUCUGA
Messenger RNA from Branchiostoma floridae (Florida lancelet), 3036 nucleotides. RefSeq lists its product as uncharacterized. The record is from RefSeq and is a predicted model, not a curated record. Lineage: Eukaryota; Metazoa; Chordata; Leptocardii; Amphioxiformes; Branchiostomatidae. Gene Ontology annotation, molecular function: transmembrane receptor protein tyrosine kinase activity; ATP binding; protein binding. Gene Ontology annotation, cellular component: signaling receptor complex. Gene Ontology annotation, biological process: cell surface receptor protein tyrosine kinase signaling pathway; multicellular organism development; positive regulation of kinase activity. Bases 117 to 2360 code for a protein of 747 amino acids. The transcript has 8 exons.